Messenger RNA from Sclerotinia sclerotiorum 1980 UF-70, 288 nucleotides. RefSeq lists its product with no specific name. The coding region runs from base 1 to 288 and encodes 95 amino acids. The record is from RefSeq and is a predicted model, not a curated record. The transcript has 3 exons. NCBI's taxonomy places the organism in Eukaryota, Fungi, Ascomycota, Leotiomycetes, Helotiales, Sclerotiniaceae.
AUGAGAAUUAAUGCACUGGCGAAGUUUGCCGAAGGUGUACCAGAUAUAUAUUUCUACAUCCGAGCAUUCUCAAUUAUAUACGCCGUAUUACUUAUCCCAGAAUAUCCCCGUAAGCAAGCGGUUCUUUACGAGUCAGGAGCGGCAGGGGCUGAGUUGACUCGCGUGUGUUACAUUACCAAAGCGAUGAUUAGGCUUUACGUAUAUCCUGUUUCGAAGAUGAUUUGUUUAGGAAAGUGGUACGAAUAUCUUGUUCAGGGACGAGUGUAUGAUUAUCACGCCUAUAUUUAG